AUGGAGUCCAAGUGGUUCUUUAUUGUAUUAGUAGCACUCAUUAUAGUGCUCCCCAACAUCGCGAGUCCUAGCCGAAAGAGCAUUGCGAUCACAAAUGAGGAGCCAAAGAUAGAUAUUUACCAUCUCAAGGAUAGAAAUAUAAUGUCCGACGAGAAGGUUAAUAUAGCGUCAAUUCUAUCACAGUCACACUCAAGCAUUCUUUCACAUUCGAGCAGUUCCUCAUCAUCAUCAUCUUCAUCAUCAUCCUCAUCCUCAUCAUCCUCAUCUUCAUCAUCCUCCUCUUCCAGCUCAAGCUCAUCAUCUAGCAGCAGCAGCAGCAGCUCGUCUUCCAGCUCCAGUUCAUCAUCCAGCUCAUCCAGCAGCAGCUCGUCCUCAAGCAGCUCAUCGUCGAGCUCUUCAUCGUCGAGCUCGUCAUCGUCGAGCAGCUCAUCGUCGAGCAGCUCAUCGUCGAGCAGCUCAUCGUCGUCAAGCUCAUCUAGCAGCUCGUCGUCGUCAUCAUCGAGCUCAUCAAGCAGCUCAUCGUCGAGCAGCUCUUCAUCAAGCAGCAGCAGCUCGUCGUCAUCAUCGAGCUCAUCAAGCAGCAGUUCUUCAUCAAGCUCAUCAUCCAGCUCAUCUUCAAGCAGCUCUUCAUCCAGCUCAUCAUCCAGCUCAUCAAGCAGCAGCAGCUCUUCAUCCAGCUCAUCGAGCAGCUCAUCAUCAAGCAGCAGCUCGUCAAGCAGCUCAUCUAGCUCAUCAAGCAGCAGCUCGUCUAGCUCUUCCAGCAGCUCGUCAAGCAGCUCAUCUAGCUCAUCAUCAUCAUCAUCAUCAUCCAGCUCUUCAUCGUCAAGCAGCUCAUCGUCGAGCUCAUCGAGCAGCUCCUCCUCCUCCUCCUCCUCAUCAUCAUCCUCAAGUAGCUCGAGCUCAUCAUCCUCCAGUUCAAGUGGGUGU
Molecule: messenger RNA, 927 nt
Organism: Acytostelium subglobosum LB1
Lineage: Eukaryota; Evosea; Eumycetozoa; Acytosteliales; Acytosteliaceae
Exons: 1
Source: RefSeq, a predicted model, not a curated record